GCCAAUCAGCGUCUUUUCGGGUGACAGCGGCCGCGCUGACGCGAGAAGAAGCUAGCUACAAGCAAGCUCCUUGGCUUUUAGCUCUUUCCACGCGUUGUACUACUUAUUUCAUUGCGAGGAAUAAUAUUUGGCAUUGUGACGUUAUCACACACGUUCAAGGUCAGACGACGUGAAACAAAGGCGAUGACGGGCUCUAAUGAAUAUAAACUUAACCAGGGACCAGAGGAAGGCAUUUCCGCUGUCAAGUUCAGUCCCACCAAUUCCCAGUACCUCCUGGUCUCCUCUUGGGACUGCACCGUUCGCCUUUAUGAUGUUGGGGGAAACACCAUGCGGAUGAAAUACCAGCACACAGCUCCAGUUCUUGACUGUGCUUUUUAUGAUCCAACACAUUCCUGGAGUGGAGGUUUGGAUGCACAGUUAAAGACACAUGAUUUAAACACAGACCAAGAUACAAUAGUUGGAACACAUGAUGCCCCCAUUCGUUGUGUGGAGUACUGCCCAGAAGUUAACGUCAUCGUAACCGGCAGCUGGGACAGAUCUGUGCGACUGUGGGACCCACGAACACCCUGCAAUGCUGGUACCUUUACUCAGCCUGACAAGGUGUAUACACUCUCUGUGGCUGGAGAUAGACUGAUUGUUGGCACAGCAGGAAGACGAGUCUUGGUGUGGGAUUUGAGAAACAUGGGCUACGUGCAGCAAAGAAGGGAGUCCAGUCUAAAGUAUCAGACUCGCUGCAUUAGAGCCUUUCCUAACAAGCAGGGCUAUGUCUUGAGUUCAAUUGAAGGACGUGUAGCUGUGGAGUACCUGGAUCCCAGCCAGGAGGUUCAGAAGAAGAAAUAUGCCUUCAAGUGCCACCGGCUGAAAGAGGAUGGAAUUGAGCACGUCUACCCCGUCAAUGCCAUUUCAUUUCACGGUGUUCACAACACCUUUGCCACAGGUGGCUCAGAUGGCUUUGUGAAUAUCUGGGAUCCAUUUAACAAGAAGCGUCUGUGUCAGUUCCACCGGUAUCCGACCAGCAUCGCAUCGCUGGCUUUCAGUAACGACGGCACGAUGCUUGCUAUCGCCUCCUCCUACAUGCAUGAGAAAGGGGACAUUAGCCAUCCUGAGGACGCCGUCUUCAUUCGCCAAGUCACAGAUGCUGAGACAAAGCCCAAGUAAGUUUUCUCCCAAC
This is a messenger RNA of Nematolebias whitei (Rio pearlfish), 1171 nucleotides long. It is a transcript of the gene bub3, whose product is annotated as BUB3 mitotic checkpoint protein. Lineage: Eukaryota; Metazoa; Chordata; Actinopteri; Cyprinodontiformes; Rivulidae. Gene Ontology annotation, biological process: mitotic spindle assembly checkpoint signaling. The coding region runs from base 184 to 1158 and encodes 324 amino acids. The transcript has 7 exons. Gene Ontology annotation, cellular component: kinetochore; bub1-bub3 complex; mitotic checkpoint complex. The record is from RefSeq and is a predicted model, not a curated record. Gene Ontology annotation, molecular function: ubiquitin binding.